AUGUUCCCAGCGACUUCCCUUGGGAUUAAAUUCGUGUCGCAGUACCUCAUCCCGAAUCGCACCCUCUUCAAUAAUGUCCAUCGGCCGAAGGCCAUAUUCAUCCAGCCCCAGGUGACCGGCCGACGGCGCUUUAACAUCGUUUCCUACGAGCAGGAAUUGCGCAUGGGCGAGCAGACCUACCGCGAAACGCUCCAAGCAGAGCGCGGGAAAGUGCUGCCCGACUCGCACCCGCUCACAAGAACAGUAGACCGAGUAUUGCAACGGCUUAUUCCAUUCUCGGGUCUCGAAAACGUCGACUGGAAAGUCCACGUCAUCAAAGAUGACCGCGUUGCGAACGCCUUUGUGAUCCCGGGCGGUAAGGUCUUCGUGUAUACCGGCAUACUUCCAAUAUGCAAGACGGAGGAUGGCAUAGCAGCAGUCCUGGGCCACGAAAUCGCACACACGGUCGCGCAUCACCCUGCAGAGCGGAUGAGUAACCACUUCCUGACGAUGGGAGCGGCAUUUCUCACAGCUCUUUUAUUCGAUGUGUCGGGUCAACUAUCAUCUUUGGUGAUGAAUUUUAUGUGGGGUUUGCCAAAUUCGCGGACGCAGGAGUCAGAGGCGGAUCAUAUCGGUCUCAUGAUGAUGGCCAAGGCCUGCUACAACCCCGAAGCUGCGGCGACGCUUUGGGCGUCCAUGCAAAAGCAGGAGAAGGGAGCUCCACCUCAGUUCAUGUCGACUCAUCCUUCGAGUUAUAAUCGGGAGGAGGCUAUCCGUAAGUUAUUGGAUAAGGCGAAUAAUCUCUAUGUGGAGAAUGGGUGUAGCUCCAUCGGGAGACAUGUGCCUGGAUUCUAUAGUGCAUUUGGCCAUAUGAAUUAG
Molecule: messenger RNA, 858 nt
Organism: Penicillium chermesinum
Lineage: Eukaryota; Fungi; Ascomycota; Eurotiomycetes; Eurotiales; Aspergillaceae
Product: M48 family metallopeptidase
Exons: 2
Coding region: 1-858 (285 amino acids)
Biological process (GO): mitochondrial protein processing; protein quality control for misfolded or incompletely synthesized proteins
Cellular component (GO): mitochondrial inner membrane
Molecular function (GO): metalloendopeptidase activity
Source: RefSeq, a predicted model, not a curated record